Raphanus sativus (radish) is the source of this 2231-nucleotide messenger RNA. Its product is annotated as MLO-like protein 2. NCBI's taxonomy places the organism in Eukaryota, Viridiplantae, Streptophyta, Magnoliopsida, Brassicales, Brassicaceae. Gene Ontology annotation, cellular component: membrane. The record is from RefSeq and is a predicted model, not a curated record. Bases 347 to 2146 code for a protein of 599 amino acids. Gene Ontology annotation, biological process: defense response. The transcript has 13 exons.
AUAUGAAACAUGAUAAAUUUAAGAAAAAUGCAGUCCAAAAAGCACAAAACAACACGGUGAAUUAUUGAGAAGUCUGUCUGCAAAUGCAGAACAACAGUAGAAUGUUGAAAGCACCAUUCAGAAAAAGACAGCCAAAUAAACCUUUAAUUUAUAGUCACUCAUCGCGGGUCUUAUUAUCUUCAUCUACGUCCUCCUUCCUUAUAUGAUCAUGACAUAACUUUGGUUUUGUAAACUUGCUUAGCCUACUAAUUAAGAAAAAAAACUGUUAGCUAAACAUAAAGAAGAACACGAAACUCUCCGUGUCUUCACUCUCUCUCUCACUGUGUUUUUUUACAAUCAAGCUCUAAUGACGAAUCAGGUAAAAGAGAGGAAUUUAGAGCAGACCUCUACGUGGGCAGUCGCUGUGGUUUGCUUCGUUUUACUACUCAUUUCAAUUGUCCUUGAACAUUCCAUUCACAAAAUUGGAACCUGGUUCAAAAAGAAGCACAAGAAGGCUCUUUAUGAAGCUCUUGAAAAGAUCAAAGCAGAGCUUAUGCUUAUGGGAUUCAUAUCACUACUCCUAACAAUCGGACAAACACCAAUCUCAAAUAUCUGCGUCUCCCAAAGCCUCGCAUCAUCAAUGCACCCUUGCAGCGCCGCUGAUGAAGCUAGAAAAUACGGCAACAAAGAUACCGCUAAACCAAAAGACGAUGAUGAAGACAAAUCCGGUCAUAGAAGACUUCUCCUUGAGUUAGCCGAGUCUUACAUUCAUAGACGAAGUUUAGCCACCAAAGGUUAUGACAAAUGCGCUGAGAAGGGGAAAGUGGCUUUUGUAUCUGCUUAUGGUAUCCACCAGCUUCAUAUAUUCAUCUUCAUCCUCGCCGUGGUUCAUGUUAUCUACUGCAUUGUUACUUAUGCUCUCGGAAAGACCAAGACGAGGAGGUGGAAGCACUGGGAAAAUGAGACCAAGACAAUAGAAUAUCACUAUUCCAACGAUCCUGAGAGGUUUAGGUUUGCCAGAGACACAUCUUUCGGGAGAAGACAUCUCAAUUUCUGGAGCAAGACGAGUGUAACGCUAUGGACUGUGUGUUUUUUCAGACAGUUCUUUGGAUCCGUCACCAAAGUUGAUUACAUGGCUUUGCGGCAUGGUUUCAUCAUGGCACAUUUGGCUCCAGGGAGUGAAAAGACAUUCGAUUUCCGCAAGUAUAUUCAGAAAACAGUAGAAGAAGACUUCAAAACUGUAGUCGAAAUCAGUCCUAUUAUCUGGUUUAUCGCUGUGCUAUUCCUCUUGACCAACACAAACGGAUUGCAUUCUUACCUCUGGUUACCAUUCAUUCCACUAGCCGUGAUUCUAAUAGUUGGAACAAAGCUUCAAGUCACUAUAACCAAAUUGUGUCUAAGAAUCCAAGAGAAAGGUGAUGUGGUGAGAGGUGCCCCUGUGGUUCAACCUGGUGAUGAUCUCUUCUGGUUUGGCCGCCCUCGGUUCAUCCUUUUCCUUAUCCACUUGGUUCUUUUCACGGUACGGUUCAAUAUCCUUCAACUCCUCGGUUUAUACUCCCAACGGCAUGAUAUAACAAACUUGCCUUCACUUUUGCAGAAUGCAUUUCAGCUUGCCUUCUUUGUGUGGAGUACGUAUGAAUUCACCCUCAAGAAUUGUUUCUAUGAAAGCAAUGCAGAUGUGGUCAUUAGAAUUGUAGUUGGAGUUGUUGUACAGAUACUUUGCAGCUAUGUGACUCUUCCACUCUAUGCUCUUGUCACUCAGAUGGGUUCUACGAUGAGGCCAACGGUGUUCAACGAAAGAGUAGCCACAGCGAUAAAGACAUGGCAUCACACAGCAAAGAAGCACACAAAACACGGGAAACACACUGAAUCAAACACACCUUACACUAGCCGUCCAACUACACCAACUCACACCUCAUCUCCGAUUCAUAUUCUUAAUAACCGAAGCGUUGAGACUUUCCCGAGCUCUCCUUCUCCUAGAUACUCUGAUCGUCAUGACCACCAUCAGUUUUGGGAUCCUGAGUCUCAACAACACCAAGAAGCUGGACCUUCCACACAUCAUUCUCUUGCGCACGAAAGCUCAGAAAAGGAACCUGUUCUUGCUUCCGUUGAACUUCCUCAUAUACGGACUACCAAAAGCUCAAGAGAUUUUUCCUUUAAGAGGUAGAUGAUUCUUGAUUUACAUAUGUUAUACAUUAUUACAUGUAUUGUACGAGACCUGCACCAUCUAUAAAGAUAGAUGAUUACAUUCA